Archocentrus centrarchus (flier cichlid) is the source of this 1887-nucleotide messenger RNA. It is a transcript of the gene plekhj1, whose product is annotated as pleckstrin homology domain containing, family J member 1. NCBI's taxonomy places the organism in Eukaryota, Metazoa, Chordata, Actinopteri, Cichliformes, Cichlidae. Gene Ontology annotation, cellular component: early endosome; trans-Golgi network; recycling endosome. The record is from RefSeq and is a predicted model, not a curated record. Gene Ontology annotation, biological process: receptor recycling; retrograde transport, endosome to Golgi; endosome organization. The transcript has 6 exons. The coding region runs from base 308 to 784 and encodes 158 amino acids.
UAACACGCCUGAAGAGAAAAGGAAGAAGAAGACUGCCGUAGUAGUGAGGUGUGUCAGUGCCUGUUAGAGGUGUGUGUGUGUGUAUGUGUUUGACAUUAAGUCCGGCGCUGUUGUUUUUAGUUGACCGCAGAGAUGAUCAAACGCAGUCCGUCAAAUUUCGAGGACGUCAGAUAGCGAAGCAGUACAAUCCCUAAACCGUGCUACCGUUACACAGCCCCUGUACUAUGCUUUCGAUUUUGGGGGGGACGGGUCAUUUUUAGCCUGCCUGUGUCCGUCGGUCUGUCCAAGCUGUGUGUGUGUGUACGCGAUGCGUUUCAACGAGAAGGAGCUGGUGUUACUGAGUCGCCAGCCCUCUGAGAGAGCAGCUGAACUGGGGAUGAGAGGGCCCAAGAAAGGAGACGUUGUAAAGAAGAGGCUAGUGAAACUCGUGGUCAACUUCCUCUUUUAUUUCCGGACUGAUGAGGAAGAGCCAAUUGGAGCUUUGCUGCUGGAGCAGUGUAGGGUGGAGAGGGAAGACAGCCAGACUUUCUCUAUUGCAUUUCUGGAUGAAGCAGAGAGGAAGUACGUGUUUGAGUGUGAUACUGAAGCACAGUGUGGGGAGUGGAUAGAUUCCAUUAAACAAGCGAGUUAUGAGUUCAUGAGGAAGAAUCUUAUAUUCUAUCGAACAGAAAUCCACAGGCUCACAGGGAAGGACCCCUUGGAGCAGUAUGGUAUAUCAGAUGAAGCUCGUUUCCAGGUCAGCAACGGCCGGCCACUUAUGGCUAGAGAUACCUCCUCCCUGUAGACCAGCGUCCUGUGUUCAGAUAUACUUUUUAUUUUCAUUAUAGUUCACUCUGCCAUUCCAGCACUCACUCCACACUCCAAACUGCAGCGUUAUCAUCCACGCUGCUGAGAUCUUUACUGCGCUUUAUUUAAUGUAUUCAGUGUUACCUCAGACCUAUGCAGAUGUUAAAGCCAGGUAUCUGAGGUGAUGCAAAGCCAUGCCUGCUGCAUCAGUGUCAGUCAUUACAGGUAAUGCAGUUCUUUGGAUGAGUCAACACUGUCAUAUUAGUGAUUUAGGGGCAUUUUUCCUUGCCUUUUCUGUCAUUUUCAGCCUUAGUUAAUCAGUUGCCUGUAUAAAUGUUUUAUUUUUUCUACUGUACAUGCUGUACAUUCAGACAAUGUGAUUUUAAGGGCCUCUGGAUGUGCUUAAGCUCUAGGAGUGAAUUUCAUUCAGGAUUAUUAGUAAUUUGAGAAGAACUGUGUUCAAAAUAUGCCAUUUAAGGGCAUAUAAACAUACGUAACUCAUUGUUUUAAUGCACCCUUUUUUAAAGAAGCUUACAGUUAAUACCUUACCCUGAUUUAGAAAACCUUUGGCAGUAUUCCUGCCCUGAUUUGAACUGUUUGUCUUUUCAAUUGCUGAGUUGAGCCACAUAUUUUACUCGGUUUCUGUGAAAAAGACAAAGCUGUCAGCUGUCCAGAUGUGUAUUUAUCUUAUGCCUCAUUAAACUGUUUAGUUUUUAAAAAAAUAGAAUAUGUUUGCACAUGUUACUGGGUGUUAAGGCUUUUUUCUUUUACAGUAAUUUACUUAAUGAGUCUACUGUACCUUUUCUGUGGCACUUUGAAUCAGAUUCCUUUGGGUAAGCUGUUGGACCAUGUGUUUAAAAACCAGGCUCCCAGCAUGAUUCGGGGGGGCGGGGUCACACUAACAUUUGAGGUGUUUCAGCAAAUCGAGAGCUGACAUUUUGCUCUCAACUUUAUUUUCCUGUAAGACUUGCAUCCUCCAAAUUAGCAAAAAAGAAUAACUGCAUGUCAUUGAAUGCAUCUUCAUUUUUAAUUUUUUGCACAUAGAACUGUUUGUUUUUCAUUAAUUACAUCUGCUUCACUGGCAUCUCUUUUUAUACUAAU